AUGGAAUAUAAUUUUAAUUUUGGUAAUCCAAUAUUUAGAGGAGAUAUUUUUCCUUUACAUAUGAUACCUGAUGAUUUAAAUCUUCAGGCACAACAUUUUGUCUAUCGAAAUCAUAGAAUUGCUGGUUUUGAAUUAAAUGGUGAAAAAUAUAUUUGUAUACCUCAGGCUUUUGAUAUUUUUUUAAAAAAUCUUGUAGGUGGUUUACAUACAGUUUAUACAAAAUUGAAACGUCUUAAUAUUCAACCAAUUAUUUGUAAUGUUGAACAAGUUAGAGAACUUAGAAAUAUGGGAGCAAUUCAACCAGGUGUUAAUAGAUAUUGUACAUGUCUUGAAGCAAGACCAGGUAGGCCACCAAAAAGACUUUUAUCAAUGGAUCAAUGGGCUAGUAAAAGAGAUAAAUUUGAAGAAAAAGAAAGUUGUAGUAAAACAUCUAUAAAUUCUAGUGAAUGUCAAAAUUCUAAUACACCAAAUGUAAAUAAUCAAAAUAUUAUGAAUGCAAUUUUUCAUCAACAACUUCUUUUUCAACAAAUGUUGGUAGCAUCAAAUGUAGGAAGAAUACAAAAUAAAGAUAUAAGAGAUAGAAAUGAAAAUACUAUGCAAAAUGAAAGAACACAAACUUGGAAUGAAAAAUAUAUGAAUGUUGAGUGUAAAGAUAAUGAAGAUAAUAAUGAAUCACAAUCAGUUUCUUGUCAAAAUCAAAACAAAGAUAGUAAUGAUGAUACAAAAACAUUUUCAUCAUUCUUUUCUGAAAAAAGUGAUUCUAAAAAAGGUCAAGAAAAUAAUUCAUCAACCUCAAGUAGUUCAACAAAAAAUAUUCUUAUAAAUUCUGAACCAAAUUCACAUUCAUCUAUUGAAACAUGUGAUUCAAUAAAAUCUACAUUUACAGAUCGUGGUUCAUCAGGUAGUAGUGAUGAAUAUACAAAUGGAAACAAUUCUAUGCAUAAUAAAAAUUCUAACGGUGCAUCGAUAGAAUUUUUAAUGGGUAAAUUAUCGUCAAUAAUUGAACAAGCUGACAAUACAUUCAAACAACAUUAUGAGAAAAUGGAUCUUAUAAUUGAAGGUAUUUCUAAAAUUUCAGAAGUAAUGUCUAACCAAAGUUAUUUAAUGAAUAAAUUAGAAGAAGAAAGAAAACGAUGUAAUACAUAUAUGAAAAAAUAUCUUAAUGUAUGUAGAAGAAAAAAACAAAUAACUGAGGAAAAAAAAGAAAAUUAA
Molecule: messenger RNA, 1212 nt
Organism: Strongyloides ratti
Lineage: Eukaryota; Metazoa; Nematoda; Chromadorea; Rhabditida; Strongyloididae
Product: Dachshund
Exons: 3
Coding region: 1-1212 (403 amino acids)
Source: RefSeq, a predicted model, not a curated record